GAGAAAUUUUCACGAGACGACACUUGGAGGAAGGAAGAAACUCGAGGAUGAACGACACGUCGGAACAUACUCACCGAGACAAAAAUCGUGUCGGAAAGCCAACGAAUUCCUAGGAACCACGUAAAAAACCCAUCAGAUCAUCUCAAUUAAGCAAGUUUUACUCCAUAUUAUUGCCCGUUUUAAGAGAUUCCGACGCGUUACAGCCGAUUUCCCACUUUCCCACCGUCCCCAUUCAUAGCUUCGUUGGCAGGGCAUCUUCUCCGAUUCUUCCUCCGUCGCUGUAAUCCGAAUCGCCGCCGUGUUUUUCCGCUAUUUUACAUCUCCUCCUUCAAACCCUUUUCUCUUUUUCCUCAUCUCUAUCAUUAGUUUCUCAAUUUCAGGUCGCCGGAUCGGAUUCCAUCAAUACCUCGCAUUGAGAUUCAAAAGAUAUGGUGAAGGAGACUGGUUAUUAUGAUGUAUUGGGUGUCAAAUUCGAUGCCUCCUCUGCAGAAAUUAAGAAGGCAUACUACGUUAAGGCAAGGCUAGUUCAUCCAGAUAAAAAUCAAGGAGAUCCGAAAGCGGCGGAAAAUUUUCAGGUACUGGGAGAGGCUUAUCAGGUAUUGAGCGAUCCCGAGAAGCGUGAAGCAUACGACAAGUAUGGGAAGGCAGGAGUACAACAGGACACCAUGGUAGACCCUGCAGCUGUGUUCGGUAUGCUGUUUGGAAGUGAGUUCUUUGAAGAGUAUGUUGGUCAGCUUGCUUUGGCUGUUCUAUCAACUUUCGAGAUUGAGGAAGAUUCACAAGACCCCGAGAUACGCAAGCAAAAAAUUCAGGAAAAGCUAAAGAUAUUUCAAAAGGAAAGGGAAGAAAAGCUUGCAAACAUUUUGAAAGAGCGCCUCCAACCAUAUGUUGAUGGUCGGGUUGAUGAGUUUGUGACAUGGGCAAGUUCAGAAGCACGACGACUCUCCAAUGCUGCUUUUGGUGAGACCAUGCUGCACACCAUUGGAUACAUAUACACAAGGAAAGCUGCGAAGGAACUUGGGAGGGACAGACGUUAUAUGAAAGUGCCGUUUUUAGCCGAGUGGGUGCGAGAUAAAGGACACCAGAUAAAAUCACAAGUGAUGGCAGCUUCAGGUGCUGUUUCUUUGAUUCAAUUACAGGAAGAGUUGAAGCGGCUGAAUGAAGGAGAUAACCGAGACGAGAACCUGGCAAAAGCCAUUGAAGAGAAGAAAGAUGCUGUUCUUAACUCACUUUGGCAGAUUAAUGUGGUCGACAUCGAAUCUACUCUGUCACGUGUCUGCUCUGUAGUUAUUAGAGACCCCAGUGUGUCGAAAGACGUACUGAAGCUACGAGCCAGAGCCCUGAAGAAGUUAGGAGCGGUGUUCCAAGGUGCAAAGUCAGCUUACAGCAGAGAAAACAGCCUGAGGCAUGAAAAUGGUAAAUCAAUUGCUGUUGCUUCUUCAACUUCAUGAGCUCACACUUCCAUGGAAACUGUCAGUCUUCUCUGAUCUGAUGAUGUUCUUUUUCAUUCUAUAUAUUUGAAUUCAAUGAUUGUUCUUCAUUUUUUGUAUGCUGUUCUUGAGAAUUCCUUCAUUUUUUUUUCCUGCUUUGUAAUUUCUAGCUUACAAUCUGCUCUUUUUCUUGUAAAUAAGUUAUAGGAGAGUGAGUUGGGGUUCUGAAUCAUUGUUUAUUUAUUUAUUGAAGGAGAUGAAAUAUUUCGAUUUCUUGA
Molecule: messenger RNA, 1708 nt
Organism: Cucurbita maxima (winter squash)
Lineage: Eukaryota; Viridiplantae; Streptophyta; Magnoliopsida; Cucurbitales; Cucurbitaceae
Product: chaperone protein dnaJ 10
Exons: 10
Coding region: 429-1451 (340 amino acids)
Source: RefSeq, a predicted model, not a curated record